UUUUAUUGCAAUUCAUUCCAGUCAGUCUUUAGUUUCAGGCCUUAUUCAACAGUUUCAUCCACCUAUCCAUUUUCUCUCACAAGUUAGAAGAAGAUGGCAACUUCAGAAGUUGCAAAUGGCAACCACUUAAGUGGGACAAAGGGAAAGACCAUUACUUGUAAAGCUGCUGUGGCACAUGGUCCAGGAGAACCCUUUGUAGUGGAACAAAUUCUUGUACAACCUCCUCAGAAAAUGGAGGUUAGAAUCAAGAUCCUAUAUACUUCCAUUUGUCACACUGAUCUCAGUGGUUGGAAAGGAGAGUGUGAGCCUCAACGUGCUUAUCCUCGGAUUUUUGGCCAUGAAGCUUCCGGGAUUGUGGAAAGUGUAGGGGAAGGAGUGAAUGACAUGAAAGAAAAUGACAAAGUGGUGCUAAUAUUCAAUGGUGAGUGUGGUGAGUGUAAGUGCUGCAUGUGCAAGAAAACCAACAUGUGUGAGAAAUCUGGAGUAGACCCAAUGAAGAAGUUAAUGUGUGAUGGAACAAGUAGAUUUUCUUCAAUAGAUGGCAAACCCAUUUUUCAUUUCUUGAAUACUUCAACUUUCACUGAGUAUACAGUGGUGGAUUCAGCUUGUGCUGUUAAGCUCAACACUGAAGAUAACCUUAGUCUCAAAAAACUCACCUUGCUUAGUUGUGGAGUUUCCACAGGAAUAGGAGCUGCUUGGAAUAAUGCUAAUGUGCAUGCUGGUUCAUCUGUAGCAAUCUUUGGUUUAGGUGCAGUUGGCCUCGCUGUUGCAGAAGGGGCACGAGCAAGAGGUGCAUCAAAAAUAAUAGGUGUGGAUAUUAACCCAGACAAAUUCAAUAACACAGCCGAAACAAUGGGAAUCACAGAAUUCAUAAAUCCAAAGGAUGAAGAAAAGCCAGUAUACGAGAUAAUCAGAGAAAUGACUGAUGGAGGUGUAGACUAUAGUUUUGAAUGUACCGGAAAUUUGAACGUUCUAAGAGAUAGCUUCUUAUCUGUUCAUGAGGGUUGGGGAUUGACUGUACUAUUGGGAAUUCAUGGAUCACCAAAGUUGCUUCCCAUCCACCCAAUGGAGCUCUUUGAUGGUCGCAGAAUCGAAGGUUCAGUGUUCGGAGGUUUCAAAGGCAAAAGUCAAUUGCCUAAUCUUGCCACAGAAUGCAUGAAAGGGGCGAUAAAGUUGGAUAAUUUCAUCACUCACGAGCUUCCCUUUGAUGAGAUAAACCAAGCCUUCAAUCUUUUGAUUGCCGGGAAGUCAUUGAGAUGUGUUCUUACACUCUAAGAGAAGACAUACUUUUUUUUCUUCAUUCAGAUAGAGAGCACUCUCCAGUUUUAUGAUAUCUGAGUUCUUGAUUAGAAGUAUAUAUAAAUAUAAAUAUGUAAUAAAGUUUGUGAACAGUUAUUACACAGCAUUAUCUUACUGUGAAGUGUGUUACAAGUUACCACGGCCAAGGAAGAAAAGUAGAAGUGUAUUCAAGUUUGUUCAUCUUCCAACAUUUGGUGAUAGAGAAUGCUGGGGAUUUCUAUUUCUAUUUCUUUUUCUUUAUUUUUUGCACCCUGUAAAUAAAUGUUUAUGUCGAAGGAAUUCUAGUAAAAUGUAGCAACCAUUAUGUAUUUAUGUCACUACUAAAUGUAAAAAUGUAAAAAAUAUGGUUUGCAAUGGAGAGUUAAAUAAA
Molecule: messenger RNA, 1669 nt
Organism: Medicago truncatula (barrel medic)
Lineage: Eukaryota; Viridiplantae; Streptophyta; Magnoliopsida; Fabales; Fabaceae
Product: alcohol dehydrogenase-like 4
Exons: 10
Coding region: 94-1275 (393 amino acids)
Biological process (GO): formaldehyde catabolic process
Cellular component (GO): cytosol
Molecular function (GO): alcohol dehydrogenase (NAD+) activity; zinc ion binding; S-(hydroxymethyl)glutathione dehydrogenase [NAD(P)+] activity
Source: RefSeq, a predicted model, not a curated record